Trichobilharzia regenti is the source of this 2698-nucleotide messenger RNA. The record is from the annotation of a GenBank genome assembly. NCBI's taxonomy places the organism in Eukaryota, Metazoa, Platyhelminthes, Trematoda, Strigeidida, Schistosomatidae.
CUUGGGUGACCUACAGCCGAUUUAAUUUAUCGCUGUCCCUAGCUGAUGUUAGUUUCUGUUAAAUGCGAAGUACUGUCUGCUUAUCUCUACCACUAAGUGAAAGGCUGAAAGAGCUGAACAUCUUCGUCUCCAGGGGAAAUGCACAGGAUAUUCAUGCAUUUCUUGUUCCUAUCGUGGAUAAUAUAUUUGGAUAUUCUGAUGGUACAGAAGGCUGGGGUCUACAUACGUUAAAAGAAUCUGAUGACCCACACCUGUUUGGUUGUAUUCGCGAGUUUCUUUCCCCUAACGGAAGAUUUCUUGAGGUCUUAUCGAGUAAACUAUCUUCGGAAUUCCCAGUAUGCAAAUACGACUUUCCACUAUGGUUAUUAUCGGCAAGUUCACAGAAUUUUAUUCGCUCGGUUGAGGGUAAAUUAUCGCAAAUGCAUAUUACUCUGAACGCUUUCUGCUAUUAUAUGUUCUCCUUCAUGUGUUAUACCUCAUACCCAAAAUGGAAGCAGAAUAUUUUAUUAUGUGAUUUGGAAAACAGCCUGUAUUUCACCCUGUUCAGUGACUACAUUAGUUUCUAUUUGUAUACUGAUCCCGUAACAGUAAAUGUUAUGGUAUCUAGAUUGCAGCUCUUGAGGGCUGGCCCACAAUCGCCUGCAUAUCAAAGGAGUUAUUUCAAUGAAUCUGCCUCUCACUUUGCGAAUGAAUCAAUGGAAUCUCAUAUUUCAGACUUCCGUUUAUUUUGGCAAACGGACACAAUGCUGCAAGCUAUUUGUGAGUUUCUUCUCUCUUGGCAAGCAUCGGACCUUUCCAAAGGAUUAUCCGUAGGCUCUGCUGGUACAAUGACUUUGUCUGCCCCUCAAAAUCAUGCAGAGCUUUGGUUAAUCCUUUCCAAUAAACCAACUGUAUGUCAGGUAUUUUUAAUACGAUCCUUUCUCAAAAAUUUCUACUUUGCUUUAUUCAACAAUACAAGUCCAAGUCAUUUCCAGAUACCACAACAACAAAUAAUAUGGAAUAAAAUUCUUCACUAUCGAAAAUAUCUCCGCGCUUCUCAAGGCAUGAUAAUUUCAUCUGAAUUACACCCAUUAAGUGCUAAUCUAAUGAAUGAAUUUUUACAAUUUAUGAUAUCUUGUUUUCAACACUGGCCUUUGGAUUUAAGCUUUGAAGUAGUCCUUGAAACAUGGCUAUCUAGUAUUCAACCUUGGAGGUAUGCUCAGUCGCCUCAACCUCAGGGUAGUACACGUCUUUCACCUAUAGCAAUUGAUGUACCUAUGAAUUCACAAAUAAAUAUCGAUAAUGACUGUUAUCCGGAAUGGUUAGCAUUUGUUGCUCGUCAUUACAGUCUGUAUGUUGCUGUAUUCUUAUUAUUCCUACAAAGAGCUGUUCGUACUGACCUAAGAGUAUGCCGUAAUGCUCAUAUGAUUUAUCGUGUGACAAAAGUUUUUUCUCAAGAUGGAUUUAAAAGUUUAAUAAGGGAUGCUGAAAAAAUGUUAUCCGAAAAUCAACUCCAACAACUAGAUGAUUCCCAACUCAGUGAGAUAAUGCUCAAUGGAAUGCUAUCAGGUGAACAAACUGGUUUAUGGAAUCCUGUAUUGAUUAAAUCAGUUGAAAGGCUUUUAAAUGCUAUGGAAACUACACGAGCAAAUUUACAAUCGGAAAUAAUGCAGAAAAUGCAUAAAUCUCCAUCUAAUUCAAAUGGCUUCUUCAAUCAAUUUACGGAAUGGCUAUACAGUUUACUUAUUAUGGAUACAUAUAGUACUGAUGAUAAUAUCAAUAAGUGUAUAUCUUAUCUAACUGAAGGCAUACAUGCGUUGAGUGCAUUUUUUGAAAUUUCAGAGACUUCUGAAGGGACAAAUAGUUUUUCGCCAAAACCAUUACCAACUGGUCGGAUACAAUGGGAUGAUCUUGCUCCUAGUCCAAUAAUUUUGCGACCACAUUUAAAAUCACCAACAUCUCCAUCACAAUAUUAUACGGGAAGAUAUUCUUCACGUGCUACCACUUCACCUUCAUUUGAAUAUAAUCAGCAUAAUCAGCCAUCGGAAAAUACGAGUUCAUCGUCUUCAGUAAUUACUCAAGAUACUUUAAAUAAUUUCAACUCCUUGGAAAGUGAUGACUAUCUAACACCACUUGAUCGUUUCCAAAUCAUAAUGGGUUUGAAACGUCCUAAUAUUUGUCGGAAAAGUACAACGAGAGAGUAUGCAUCAUUAUCGUGUACUUCAUAUGAAAGUCGUUACAUUCUUAGGGUAUGCAAUUAUUUGGAAGAUAAGCUCAAUAAAAUGAUGAGAAGACGUUUCAUCCACUGGUGUUCAUUACCAGGCAUUCAAGGGAGAUUAUCUCGACAGAUAUUACUUCCCACAACAACUUCAACGACAAUAAAUCAAACCAAUAGACAAUCCUAUUCAAAAUGUAAUACUCAUAUCAAUCCCCGGAUAUCUUUACGCUGUCUAGCUAAUUAUUAUAUUUUAACACGUUUAUUUUUAUUGUAUAUAUUUGCUUACGUUUGUGUAGGAAUUCAUUCCCCAAUGUCCUAUGUAUUGUGUUUAAUUAUCUUCUACAUGCUUUUUCAUAUUUUUAAGGCAUUUUUAGGAAUAUGUCGUGAAAAGAUAAAACAGAUGUAGAACAGAUCGCUUAUAAGUAUAUAAAUGUGUGUACUGUAUAUUUGCAUUUUUGUUAUCAUCUCUUAGACACACGUAAUAUAUGUGUAUGUUUUUAA